Molecule: messenger RNA, 1128 nt
Organism: Camelina sativa (false flax)
Lineage: Eukaryota; Viridiplantae; Streptophyta; Magnoliopsida; Brassicales; Brassicaceae
Source: RefSeq, a predicted model, not a curated record
AUGGAGAUUCUUGAGAAAUCAAAGGUUUGGGGGAUUGAUAAGAAAGUUUUCUCCAUCACAGUAGACAAUGCUAUUAACAAUGAUACAAUGCAGGACAUGGUCAAAUCUCAGCUUACGAUCAGAGAUGAUUUGUUGUGUGGAGGAGAGUUUUUCCAUGUUAGAUGCGCAGCACACGUUCUUAAUAUCAUUGUUCAAUGGGUGCUGGACACAAUUGGUGAUUCAUUAGAUAAGAUUAGGGAAAGUAUCAAGUUCUUUCAAGGAUCUUCACAUCCUGAGGUGUUAUUUGCAAAGUGUGUUGAGAAUGUUGGUUUCAAUCUGAAGGCUGGUUUGCUGUUGGAUGUUAAAACAAGAUGGAACUCUACAUACAAAAUGCUUGACAGGGCUCUCAAGUAUCGAGCUGCAUUUGGUAAUCUGAAAGUUGUAGAUCCCAAAAACUACAAGUUUCACCCAUUAGAAGAGGAAUGGCAUCGAUUGAAGCAACUAAGUAAUUUUUUAGAGCCUUUUGAUGUGAUCACUAAUCUUAUCUCAGGUUCUACAUAUCCAACUUCUGACUUAUACUUUAUGCAAGUUUGGAAGAUCCAAAGCUGGCUGACAAUGAAUAAGAGGAACCAAGAUGCAGUAAUCAGAGAAAUGAUUGUGCCAAUGAAGGAGAGGUUUGAUAAGUACUGGGCAGAAGUUAGUGAUACUUUUGCAAUGGCUGUGUUUGAUCCGAGGUUGAAGCUGAACUUGCAGAAUUCUGAUUUCUUGGCCUUUCGUAAAUCAACUGUGGUUGUCAGUGGGAAGUCAGCUUUGGAUUUGUACCUUGAGGAACCUGCAUUGGAAAUGAAUGGUCUUGAGAGUUUGGACAUUCUUAGAUAUUGGAAAGAAAACUCUUCAUGGUUUGGAGAUUUGGCUUCCAUGGACCGUGAUCUUCUUAGCAUUCCCAUCUCGACUGUAGCUGCUGAAUCUUCUUUCAGUAUUGGUAAUAGAGUUCUUAACAAAUAUAGAAGCCGCCUUCCACCAAAGAAUGUUCAAGCAUUAAUCUGUUGUCGCAAUUGGUUAAAGGGCUUUGAAUCUUAUGAAGGAGAAGAAGAUGAAGUAUUUGAUGGUGAAGUUGAGACAAAAGCUGCCAACCAAGAAGAAGAUUGA